UCAUGGCCGAAAAGAGGAAGUCCAAGAAGAAAGUCCAGGAUAUUCCUCUUCCUGUAGAGGAAAAGCCAGAAAAACAGGAAUAUGCUGUUGCAACAUACCUGAAGAAGCAUUGUCCAGUUAAGAGGACAAAGUUCUUAAAUCAUCAAGUGAACUACUUCUAUGCAAAUAAGGCCGUUGAUAUUCUCCUGGAUUCACCAUGGGCCACUGGCAAGGAUAUCCUCUUUACGGACCGGGAGUCUGUCGUGGAAUACUGCAACAAGCUCUUAAAACACAAGUUCUUCCAUCGGGCUCGGAAAAUUCCGAUCACCGACAAGGACCUGAAACCAAAAGAUUUGAAUUUAUAGAUGGUACAGACGCAUAUGUUUGGAUGUACGACCCAGUUCCAUUUUGGUAUUAUAUUGCUGGUGGGCUUAUCCUCAUUGGUGCGAUUGCUGUGUGCCUCUUCCCUUUGUGGCCUCCGGGUGUUCGAAAAUGUGUAUACUACCUGAGUGUAGCAGCAGCAGGAUUCUUAGGCGUGAUCUUGGCUUUGGCUGUCAUCCGGUUCAUAGUCUUUAUCAUCAUCUGGGUCUUGAGCAUGGGAUACCACCACCUCUGGCUCCUGCCCAACCUUACCGAGGAUGUUGGGUUCUUUGCCUCAUUUUGGCCUCUGUACCAUUAUGAAUACCGUGGUGAAGGUUAUGUUCUGGUAAAAAAUCUGAUGGUGAUAAUGGAUUAGAUAGUCCAGACACGGCUGCAGAGACGGAUAAACCUGAGACAGACGUGGACAGGGUUCAUAGUGAGGACCAGACUGCAGGAAGUGAAACAGAUUCAGAAAAUUCAAAUUCACAAGCAUUUGAAAUAAUUGAAAAAGAAGAUGUAGAUGGUGUGCAUGAAACUGGCGAUGAGAAGGCGGAAACUAAAAAGGAUAUUAAUUCAGAUGACGGAGAAGAAGAUGAAAAUGAUGUUUUAGCAGAAGACAACAGUUGUUCAUAAAGUUACUCUACUUACAUUAUAUUCCUGAAAUAAUCAGUGAGGAAAGCGAUACAGUAAAGGUUGGUUAGUGGCAUGUACUAUUAUACAUGAGAUAUUAAACAAGGUAUUCAGUGUGUCCUUGGGUUGAUUAAAAUUCGACAUAAUAAACUGAAUGUUUGUUGAUGUUCAGUAUGGUUAAUUAUAGAAAUCUAGCAAGAUUUAUAAAUUUAUUUUAUUUUUAAAAAAAUAUAAGAGGAUUUUAUCUUGGGGAGACAUUGUUUACCAAUAAUAUAUAUCUAUUUGAGUGAAUCUCUUUGUUACCUUAGAGGUGCAUAAGAGCAGAAGUAUUUCAACUUGUUUUUAAAUUACAUUUGUAGUUCAUCUUAAGAUUAGCUCUCUAAUGGGCAGAGCUUGUUAGCAUCGCAAAAUUUAGUCCUGUGCAAGUGUUCUUCUAUGGUGAUAAAGGGAUUACUGGUAAGAGAUUUUGUCAGAGACUUAAAAUACUAUUUUAUAUACCAGUUUGAUAAUUUAGCAUUAUUCUUGUAUGUUAUUUUCUAAGCUUUCUUUCUGGUACAUAUACAGUGCAUAGAACUUCAUCAGGCUUCCAGUCCUUUCCAAAAUCCCAUGGUUCAUUUUGGGCAGAUUUUCAUGUAACUAAGAAUUUUUGUUAACUUAUUGAAAGUUACGUGACUCUUUGUUUUUAAUGGACGCUCAUAUUUGAAAGGUAAUAAAGAUGCAGUCUGCA
Molecule: messenger RNA, 1696 nt
Organism: Penaeus monodon (black tiger shrimp)
Lineage: Eukaryota; Metazoa; Arthropoda; Malacostraca; Decapoda; Penaeidae
Gene: Trp1
Product: translocation protein SEC62-like
Biological process (GO): post-translational protein targeting to membrane, translocation
Cellular component (GO): endoplasmic reticulum; endoplasmic reticulum membrane
Source: RefSeq, a predicted model, not a curated record